AUGGACGAGCCAGCGUGCAAAAAGUUAAAAGUUGAUUCUGCACCUUGCGCAGAUUUUGAAUCCGGAGAUGGAUUAGAUGGACUUAGUGAACUUGAAAAACUAGAGCCACUACCCCAGACAGGUCACAUAGGUGGCGAUGUGCCGACCACGUCACAAUCCACGAUGCCGGCUCCAAUGCCACAGGCGGGAUUUGGCCAGGCUGGAGGAGGUCAACCGGGCGGGCAACCUUCUCAAGGCACUGGUCAACAGCAAUCUGUUCUACAGGAAUUAUUGAUGACCCAAACGCAAGGCCCAGCUGCGAACAAUUCGCCAAGGCCUACGUUUUCGACAGCACCUGCAGCAAACAACUUCAAUACGAGGAGUCCAAUGACCGGCGCGACAAUGAUGUCUCCUCCAAACGCAAACAUGGCAGGUGCAGGGCGAGGGGCGGGCGGCCCCGGACCCUCUCCUGGAGGGCCACCGGGUGGACCUCCUGGAGGCCCAAUGCGUGCCCCUGGUCAGGGACCGCCCGUGAUGUACGAUGGAAUGCAGAUGGCGCCCCAACAGCCACAAUACGGUCAACCGAUGAUGACUGGUGGACCACAGGGUCAAAUGCGGGGAUACCCAGGCCAGUAUGCUCCACAAGGAGCGCCAAAUCAGAUACCCUAUCCUGGACAAGGGCGAGGGCAAACCAUUCCACGAGGAGGCAUGAUGAAUGGAGCUCACAUGCAACGGCCACCCCAAAUGGCACCUCCAGGUCGGCCGGGCAUGCCGCAGAUGAUGUCGGGUAUGAUGCGACAUCCAGGAAUGAUGGAGCAACCUUUUAAUCCAAACGCACCCUUUCAAGGCCAGCGGCCUGACCAAUUUAUGGGCGGACCACCUCCUCAGGGCUUUAUGAACAGGCAGCCAUACCCAGGAAUGAUGCCUGGACAUCCGGGACCACCUCAAGGACCUCCAAUGAUGAUGAUGGAUCCCUCCCAAUCUAACGGUCCUCAUCAGAUGCCUAAUCGACCACCGGGUGCAGGCGGACCGACGCAACAACCUCCGGGAAUGAUGCAAAUGCCGAAUGGUGCACCUCCAGUAAGCCAACAAUCCCAUGCUCAUCCGCAAAUGUCCGGAGCACCGGUGUCUCAACCCCAGCAACGGACGCCAGGAACUCCUUUAACACCAGGAACUCAAGAUCCAGAGAAGCGAAAGUUGAUACAGCAACAGUUAGUGUUGUUGUUACAUGCGCACAAGUGUCAGCAACGGGAAAGGAAUCCUGCCGAAGCCGCAAAUGGUCGAACACCGUGCAAUUUGCCUCAUUGCAACACGAUGAAAGAAGUUUUACAACACAUGACAAUCUGCCAUAACGGAAGACAGUGUACUUAUGCACACUGUGCAUCGUCAAGGCAAAUUAUUGCUCAUUGGAAGAAUUGUAAUCGUGACGACUGUCCUGUGUGCAAACCCCUAAAAAGCAUACAGAAUCAGCCGUCAGCCGCUGGAAGUGAGCUAUCAUUGCAAGAUAUGAGCCAAUUACUAGGACCAGGAUCCGUUGGAGCUCCUGGGUCAGUAGGUGGUGGCAGUAUGGGCCCUGGUGGUCCACAAUCAGUAGAUCCUAUGGCUCAAUUUGGCUCCCCAGCUCCAGCGUCAAAUCAAGGAGCAGGUGCGGGCAGUGGAGCUGCGAGUGCAGCACCAUCGGGUCCCGGCAGUGUUCCCGGUGGACCUCACAGUGGCCCCAUGUCGGCUGCUGGAUUGCUCAACGACUAUAAUCCACCGAUGAAUGAUCCAUUCCGCUCCCCUAAUCCUCCUAACAAACACGCGGGUCCUGGCUCUGUUGGAACUACACAAGGUGGUCCUCAUCACGGAAUGAUGUCUAGAGCUCCCGGCGACUUCUCAACAAUCAAUUUCCCACCUCCCGAUGUACCUAGUCAUGCAAAGGAAUGGCAUCAACAUGUUACCCGAGAUCUCCGUAAUCAUCUUGUUGGGAAGCUAGUUAAAGCAAUUUUCCCGUCACCCGAUCCAAACGCUAUUCACGAUCAGCGAAUUCGUGACCUUAUCAACUAUGCGCGUAAAGUCGAGAUGGAGAUGUUCGAGUCCGCCAACGAUCGGGAAGAAUACUACCAUCUGCUUGCUGAGAAAAUCUAUAAGAUCCAGAAAGACUUGCAAGAUAAGAAGAACUCCAGGCUUCGAGCGGACGGAGGAGCACAAGGAGGUGCGGCAUCAGCAGCCGCUUCUGCUGGUGCCCCACCCCAGUCUGCUCCAAGUGCCGCUGCUGGACAACAGCAACAAGGCGGUGCCGGUGGAGGUGUGUCGGAAGCACUAGGAACAAUCCCAGACUUCGAUAUGGAUAUGCCAAAUCCACCAAAUCGAACUGCUGGAUCGACACCUUUACCGCCGGGGUUGCAAGCGACUCAACAACAACAACAACAAGGUCCACAUUCGCAACAACCGCACCAACAACAUAAUGUCGCUGGAUGGACAGGCGCUACAGGCAGUGGUCCCAUGUCAGCCCCACCGUCAGCUGCAGAUCCAAGAACCCAACAACAACGGUCUCAAGAACGAAUAGGUCCUCAGUCGAAUAGCAACCACGGUUCAGCUGCUGGAACACCUUUGGUGAAAAUGGAAGCAAUGGACACCGGAGAUUCUAACGGUCCUCUGUCGUCAUCCACCAACGUCUCCUCAACAAACGGAUUACCUCCGUCGCUAGUUAAAUCUGAAUCUAAGGUCAAAAUGGAGGAAGGUUGUUCCGUUGCUCCCGGUCCAUCGUCGGGAGCGUCAGCUUCUGCUUCGAAUACGUCCGUGAAAUCUACCAGUAAAGCCCUCGACUCAACAUCUUCGCCGAAGAAAGAGGUGGUGAAACGGGAACCUACGCCGCCACCUGGAGAGGACACAAUUUUUGACGCCAAUGAGUUACGGCAUUAUUUACGGCCAGUUUGGGAGAAAAUGGAUUGCUCAGAAGAUGCCGUACCGUUCCGUAUGCCGGUUGAUCCAGACUUAUUGCAUAUACCUGAUUACAAUGAUAUAAUAAAGCACCCAAUGGAUUUAUCAACGAUAUGCGUAAAAUUAGAUAGUGGACGUUAUAAGAAUCCAUGGGAGUUCUGCGAUGAUAUGUGGUUAAUGUUUGAUAACGCUUGGAUGUAUAAUAGGAAGAACAGCAAAGUGUACAAAUAUUGCACAAAGCUCAGCGAAAUGUUUGUAUCUGAAAUGGACCAAGUAAUGCAACAAAUGGGCUACUGUUGUUCAAGAAAAUUGUCGUUCACACCGUUGGCAUUAUUCUGUUACGGCGCAUCGAUGUGUACAAUUGCGAGAGAUCAGCCGUACUGGGUUUAUGAACAAACAUCUUCACAAUAUGGUGUAACGGUUUCGGAACGAUAUACGUAUUGUUUGAAGUGUUUCGAUGCAUUACCACCAGAAGGUAUAUCGUUAUCGGAAAAUCCGAAUGAUCAAUCGAAUAUGGCGCCAAAAGACAAGUUCGUCCAAAUGAAGAACAACGUGAUUGACUACGAGCCAUUCGAAGUGUGCAAAUAUUGCCAUCGAAAAUGGCAUAGGAUAUGUGCGUUGUACGAUAAAAAGGUCUUCCCAGAAGGCUUCAUUUGUGAUACUUGCCGAAAGGAGAAAAGUUAUCCGAAACCGGAGAAUCGAUUCAUGGCGAAACGAUUGCCGCAUAACAAGCUGUCGCAGUUCCUAGAAGAUCGUGUGAACACGUUCCUGAAAAAUGCGAUGCCGAAUAAUCCUGAUCAAUAUGAGGUUAUCAUACGAACCUUAUGUGUUCAGGAUAAAGAAGUGGAAGUAAAACCAUUGAUGAAAGCGAAAUACGGCCAACAGGGAUUCCCUGACAAAUUCCCGUAUCGAACUAAGGCUGUCUUUGCAUUCGAGAUCAUUGAUGGUGUAGAAGUGUGCUUCUUUGGUCUUCAUGUGCAGGAAUACGGUAGCAAUUGUAAGGAACCAAAUGCGAGGCGCGUGUAUAUCGCCUAUUUGGACUCUGUCCACUUCUUCCAGCCUAGAGAACUAAGAACGGAAGUGUACCAUGAAAUUCUGCUUGGAUACCUAGACUAUGUCAAACGACUUGGCUACACUAUGGCACACAUCUGGGCGUGUCCACCUUCUGAGGGUGAUGACUACAUCUUCCAUUGCCAUCCACCUGAGCAAAAGAUUCCUAAACCGAAAAGGUUGCAGGAUUGGUACAAGAAGAUGCUCGAAAAAGGUGUGGCUGAGAAAACCGUAGUCGAGUUCAAAGAUAUCUAUAAGCAGGCUCGAGAUGACAAUCUUACAACUCCGAUGAGCUUGCCGUAUUUUGAGGGAGACUUCUGGCCGAAUGUCAUUGAGGAUUGCAUAAGAGAAGCUGGAAACGAAGAGGCUCAACGACGUAAGGAGGUCGCAGAAGCCGAAGAGGAGGAUGACGACAUUUUCCAAACCGGCGAUAACGGUAAAAAGAAGAGCUCUAAAAACAAAAAGAACAACCUGAAGAAGAACUCGAAAAUGAAUAAGAAAAAACAAGGUAGCUCUACUGGUAACGAGGUUGCUGACAAAUUGUAUUCACAAUUUGAAAAGCACAAAGAGGUAUUCUUCACUAUUCGACUGGUUACCCAACAAUCUGCACUUUCGCUUCCUGAUAUUGUUGAUCCGGAUCCGCUUAUGGCAUCAGAUAUGAUGGACGGUAGAGACACGUUUUUGACGAGAGCACGUGAUGAACAUUGGGAAUUCAGCUCGCUGAGAAGAGCCAAGUAUUCGACUCUGGCUCUGUGUCAUGCUUUACACGAAUCCGAUGUCAAUAAGGAUAUGACAUAUACAUGUAAUAAAUGUAACAGUUCGAACGCGAAAUGGCAUUGUACGACUUGUGACGAUUUCGAUUUGUGUGAAACAUGUCGCGAUUCCGUUCCACAUGAGCAUCCAAUGGAACAGAUCAAACCGCUUAUCGGCGCCGAAAGUGGUGAUUCUAGUGGCAACAAUCGUUUCGAAAGUAUUCAGCGUUGCAUAUUAUCACUGGUGCACGCUUGUCAAUGUAGAGACGCAAAUUGUCGUCGUGUAUCAUGCCACAAGAUGAAACGUGUAGUGCAACAUACAAAGAUGUGCAAGAAACGUGUCAACGCCAGUUGUCCAGUGUGCAAGCAACUGAUCGCAUUAUGCUGUUAUCAUGCGAAACAUUGUUCGAGAGAUUCAUGUUCGGUACCGUUCUGCAUGAACAUCCGACAGAAAUUGGCCGAACAGAAGCGAUCGAUUGCCAGACGUGCAGACAUGAUGAUGAGACGACGUAUCGAUGGACUGCAGGCGGUUGCUGGAGGACCAUCUGCGUCAGGUUCGGGAUCAGCUCUUGUCGGUCCAACGUCUGUGCCAACACCUCCUCCUGAUAAUAAACCAUUUGCUGGAACCCAUAUGAAGGGAGGUAUGCCUGGACCGAGUCCUCUGAGUCAAGUCCCGUCAAUGUCCUCUAUGCCAACACACCCACAAUCCGGACAACAUCCGCAACAACAGAGAGGUGGAUUUAUGUCAUCUGGAAUGAUGCCUCCACAGCAACAACAACAACAGCAACAACCUGGGGGAAUGCAGCCGAUGGGACAAGGCAUGUCUGCUGGGAUGGGCGGUCCGAUGGGUGCAUCCACUAUGUAUAAUCCAAUGCAACAACAACAACAACAACAGCAGCAGCAACAACAACAGCAACAACAACAAAUGAGUAUGAUGGGUGGCAUGCGGCCCGGUCAACAUCCAGGUGGUCAGCCAAUACCUCCCGGUGGAGGUCGUGGCGCAGGUGGGCAACCUCCACCACCGUAUCAUCAUCGUGCUCCGACACCCAUGGUUGGAUUUAACCCCAAUCCUUCAAUGAUGCAGCCAGGAAUGUCGAUGCAUCCAGGAAUGGGACAAAUGAGAGGACAACCUGGAAGUGGCCCCAUGCCACCUCAACAGCAGCAACAACAACCGCCACCUCAACAACAACAGGGCAAUCCUGCUGUAUUAGAUCCAGCCAUGGCUCAAGUGAUGAGUCGAUUGAAAAUGGCAAAAACCGAUGAAGAAAAGACAUCGGUAUUCCAAGAACUGAAAAAGACACCACAUUUGUUUGCAGCGUUUAUCAAAAUGAAGCCAACACCUGAUGGUAAUUGGCCAUCGAAUAUGGGUCCAGGAGGUCCUGGUGGUCCUCCACAACCCGGCUACUAUGGCGGUCCUCCGCAACCACAGGGUGGCGCACGUGGACCUGGAGGUCAGUUCGCACCGAUGGGACCGGGUGGAUGGCAGCAACAACAACAAUAUCAUCAACAACGGCAACAGCAGGGCACGUCGCCGGCAAUUUCUGGGCAGCAGUUUGGUGUUGGUCAGGGUCGAUCGCCGUCGAUGGGCAUGGGCUCGUCGCCGAUGUUGCCUCCACAGCAAGCCGGCCAACCGGACCAAUCGGGGCAAUUCCGGUGA
Molecule: messenger RNA, 6360 nt
Organism: Necator americanus (New World hookworm)
Lineage: Eukaryota; Metazoa; Nematoda; Chromadorea; Rhabditida; Ancylostomatidae
Exons: 43
Coding region: 1-6360 (2119 amino acids)
Biological process (GO): positive regulation of transcription by RNA polymerase II
Cellular component (GO): transcription regulator complex; histone acetyltransferase complex
Molecular function (GO): transcription coactivator activity; chromatin DNA binding; protein binding
Source: RefSeq, a predicted model, not a curated record